This is a messenger RNA of Triticum turgidum subsp. durum (durum wheat), 342 nucleotides long. The record is from the annotation of a GenBank genome assembly. NCBI's taxonomy places the organism in Eukaryota, Viridiplantae, Streptophyta, Magnoliopsida, Poales, Poaceae.
AUGGCGGUCACGGCCCAGAACUCGGAGCAGGACUUCGUGGACGCCCACAACGCGGCGCGCGCCGACGUGGGCCUUGGUGAGGUGACAUGGGACGCUACCGUGACAGCCUUCGCGCAGGACUACGCCGAUCAGCGCCGCGGCGACUGCCAGCUGAUCCAUACUCCUGAUGGCCGGCCGUACGGGGAGAACCUCUACGGAGGCGGCGGCGGUGGGACCGAGGCCAUCGGCUGCGCCCGCGUCGUCUGCGACAGCGGCGACGGUGUGUUCAUCAUCUGCAGCUACAACCCGCCAGGCAACUUCCCCGGGGUGAAAAACGGAGUAGAUCUCGAGAGGGCACGCUAG